This is a messenger RNA of Hippopotamus amphibius kiboko, 1703 nucleotides long. It is a transcript of the gene CMKLR1, whose product is annotated as chemerin chemokine-like receptor 1. The coding region runs from base 1 to 1098 and encodes 365 amino acids. The transcript has a single exon. Gene Ontology annotation, biological process: complement receptor mediated signaling pathway; phospholipase C-activating G protein-coupled receptor signaling pathway; inflammatory response. Gene Ontology annotation, molecular function: G protein-coupled receptor activity; complement receptor activity. Gene Ontology annotation, cellular component: plasma membrane. Lineage: Eukaryota; Metazoa; Chordata; Mammalia; Artiodactyla; Hippopotamidae. The record is from RefSeq and is a predicted model, not a curated record.
AUGGAGGUUGAGGAUUACAACGCCUCCUUCUCCUACGAGGAUACGUACUCUGAUGAUUUCGACCCCAUCGUGAUUUCAGAGGAGCUGCAUUCCCCGGAAGGCGGGGUGAUCAGGAUCUUCCUGGUGGUGGUCUACAGCGUCAUCUGCUUCCUCGGGAUCCUGGGCAAUGGCCUGGUGAUCGUCAUCGCCACCUGCAAGAUGAAGAAGACGGUGAACGCGGUCUGGUUCCUCAAUCUGGCCUUGGCAGAUUUCCUGUUCAACGUCUUCCUCCCAAUCCACAUCACCUACGCCGCCAUGGACUACCACUGGGUGUUCGGGACGGCCAUGUGCAAGAUCAGCAAUUUCCUGCUCAUCCACAACAUGUACACCAGCGUCUUUCUGCUGACCGUCAUCAGCUUCGACCGCUGCAUCUCCGUGCUCCUCCCCGUCUGGUCCCAGAACCACCGCAGCAUCAGGCUGGCUUCCGUGGCCUGUGUGGUCAUCUGGGUCCUGGCUUUCUUCUUGAGCUCGCCGUCCCUUGUCUUCCGGGACACGGCCCACCUGCACGGGAAGAUAUCCUGCUUUAACAACUUCAGCCUAUCUGCUGCCAGCUCUUCCCUGAGGCCCGCCCAUCCCCACAUGGACCACGUUGGCUUCAGCCGGCACAUGGCGGUGACCAUCACCCGCUUCCUCUGUGGCUUCCUGGUCCCGGUGCUCACCAUCACCGCCUGCUACUUCACCAUCGUCUACAAGCUGCGGCGCAACCGCCUGGCCAAGACCAAGAAGCCCUUCAAGAUCAUCGUGACCAUCAUCAUCAGCUUCUUCCUCUGCUGGUGCCCCUACCACACACUCUACCUCCUGGAGCUCCGUCACAACGCUGUGCCUGGCUCUGUCUUCAGCCUGGGCUUGCCCCUGGCCACUGCCAUCGCCAUAGCCAACAGCUGCAUGAACCCCAUCCUGUAUGUCUUCAUGGGUCAGGACUUCAAGAAGUUCAAGGUGGCCCUCUUCUCCCGUCUGGUCAAUGCGCUGAGUGAGGACACAGGGCACUCCUCCUACCCCAGCCACAGGAGUUUUACCAGGAUGUCAUCCAUGAACGAGAGGGAGACCAGCAUGCUCUGAGCCUCGCCUGGAACCCCUCCCCGCCAGUGGAUACUCCCAACCCUGUAGGUUCAAAGCUAUGCCUUCUCGAGGCCACAGCAGGAGCUUGUUGGGCACCCACAGAUGCCCACUGUGUUCUGCAUGGGGCUGAACUGUGUUUUGAACUGGGAAUCCAGGGCUCGCAGCACCUUUCUUCCAGUGGCAUGGUGGACAGAGCAUGCCAUGGGGCUCAGCCCUGGACCAGCGUCCCAUGCAUCUCGGGACACCAGCCUUGACUGAUGCAAAGCGAAACAGGGAGAAUUCUCAAAAUCACUGCUGUGAACUGGGAUGGGCAGAAGACAGGGGGAUCAGUUACCGACCUGAGCGCUUCCCGGGAGUGACACAAACACUUUUCAAGGUCCGUUCCUGGUGUGAGCCGAGGAGGUCAGAGCAAACCCAGCGUGAUGUAGAUCACGCCUCGCUCGUAUCCCUCUAUCAACAAAUCCUGCCUCUCAGGCCAUUCCUCUGGGUGAGGGCAUGUGGAAAUACACACACAUGCUCCAGGUUACCUGGGAAGAGAAGGUGACAUAGGAGCACAGGAACUCCCGGGACCAUGCCUUUGACUUUCCGAUCAGCUGAAAAGACAG